AAAUUUAAUUUAAAAUUAAAGAGCCCAAUGUGUGCAAUCCAUAAUCGAAUGAUAUAUACAGCCUGCGAUCGGUGAUAAUGAGCGCGGCGAUGAGCAAUCGCUAAUCGCGAGUGCAAAACCUGAGUAGCAGCAGUAACAACAGCAACAUCAACAAAAGCAGCAGGCGAAUCCAACCCACACCGCCCGCUUCUCCCCGCUCCACCCACACACACACAAACACACACAGUGCAACAGCGAUGGAGGCGUUGGAAGUGGAAGACACCAGCGAUGACAGCCUACCCAUGGGGUUCCCAGAAGUGGGCACCUGGAACAGCACCCACAAUGUCUCCUUGAACGACAUGAAUCUGGAUGCGCGCAUGAUAUGGUUGCUCGCCUCGCUGCUAACCACAAUCACCUGGGUGACUUAUAUUACCUUCUACAAUUCUCGAGUGAUUGGGAUGCUGAUAACGAAGAUCGCCAACCGUUGGUUCAUCAAGGGCGCAUACUUCAAAAUCGGUUCUGUUGCCCUAAAUCCGCUCGCAGGGAAGAUAAUGUUCCGAGACUUCGUCUAUAUUACGUAUGACUACACAGUGCGGGCGCAGGACGGAUACUUCAUAUUUCGCUGGUGGCGCUCCUAUGUGCCCAAGGAUGUCUCAGAAGAUCUUUCUCAUUCGGACACGCGACUUUCGGUCCAGUUAAAUGGCUACGAGCUGCAUAUAUACAACAGAUCGGAUUUGUACGACACGCUGGAGAAGACCUUUGGUCUAGAACCAUCGCUGCUUAUACCGACAGAUGCGGCCAGCAAUGAGGAACGAAACAAGCUCAAGGAGCACCACAUGAACCUGGAAAACGCAAGACAGAGCCAAAGGAUUCAGAAUGUAAAGAACUCGGAGGCUAUGCAGGCCACCACCUGGCGGGACUUAAUACCAGUAAUUAAAAUUGACGUCUGCUCCGGUCGCUUUGUGUUUGGAAACCGAUUAACGCCAACUACACUAUCGAUUUCCGUAGAGGAGGCCCAUUGCACCUACAGUACCAAGCCAGCUGUCUGUAGAUUGGAUCACUUUAUGCACUUUGUGAAGGCCAAAGUCGAAAAUGCGAAAGUGCUCUUCUGUCCGAGUCCCAAGUAUACGGGUUUGAUUGAUGAACCACCACGAUAUAUGGGCGAGGGCUUUGUAGUGAUGAUGUCCAAUCAAAUGGAUCUGUAUUUCUACAUGGACGAGCCAGGAGUUGUGCCGGAACAUCCUGUACAGAUUGUCCUGCCCAAUGGUGAUGUUGUAGAGCCUUCGCCUCCGGUCUGGGGCAUAAAUGCAAGGUGUCUCAGAGGCACUGAUUUCAGCUAUGGACCUUGGGCAGACCGUCAAAGAGAUCAUCUGUACAAGUAUUUUUACCCUUCAGAUUGGAAGCAGGCGGAAGUUACUCCCACACCCCAGCCAGGAGAACUUCGCAGUUAUCAAUCCUUUGAUGUGACAUUAUGCGUGCUUAAUGAGGCUACUAUUGACAUACUCUUUUCCAAAGAAAAAGAGACGAACGCAAUGCACAUUACCGUGGGACCUGCUUCAUAUGUAGAGGUAACAAUUCCCUGGGUCACGCAACCCGAUGGUUACACGUCGAAGAUCCAGGGACAGCUUUUCCACGUGGAGGCCACCACAUCACUGCAGUAUCGCAGCUUGGCAGAGUUUGAGUCCUUAGAGUACAAGGUGCGCAUACACUACCCGACCAAGUGGAACGCACCACAGGAUUGGAGCAUUUCUCUUUCCGGCUGCAAGACGAGUGCUUUCAUAGUGUACAAACACAAGUGCUUCUUUCAGGAUCUCAUCGAGGAUUGGGCUAAUAAGGCCAGGCCGGAUAUACUCAGUUUUGUCCCGUAUACCUGUAACUUUAGCAUCCGGCUGCAUGAGUUCGAAAUUCUUAUGCUUUGCAACGAGUACAAUUGGAUCGAUUGCAGUAGUGCCAACCAGGAGAACAAUCAUUUGGCUUUCUGUGGAGACGUCUUUGAGAUGAGUUUCGCCCUGCCCUUUGACGAUUUUCUGCCCAAGACGGUUACUCUAAAGUUUUGGAUCCACGGAGAGGGUUUGGAUUUGAGCUUAUACGUACCGGAAGUCUCCUCGGUGCGUCCUAUUGUUUUAGCCAUAGAUGAGAACGCAAGACUGCUGACCAGGGAGGGCAAACUCAUCCGGCGCCCAGAGUUGUACUCCAAGAAGUGGCGCAAGAUUUGUCAGCGCUCUGCCGGUUGGAUUGACUGCUGGGCAGUGCCUAUUCUGGCACUGUCAAUUCAGUACGUCUAUCAUCCUGUUCCACCAUUAGGACCAGAUCCUCAAGCGGAUAUAACUACGCCAGAAAAGGAGGAGAUCUUACUGAGUCCUAUGCGGAUACCGAAAGUUAGAAAAUCACCAGUUAGUAGCUGGCAGCAGCCACCAGAACAGUAUAGUAAGUUUGAUCCCGGAACGCUGGCCGCGGACCAUGUUACUGUGGAACUGGAGAUUGGUAGUUCCGUGCUUAUGGCUUAUGGGAAUGUGCUGCGAAACUUUAUCAGCCUGAAGGAAAAUAUUUUCGGAGAGGAUCAGAAUUUCACGGACAUGGAGCAAUCCAAUGUAAAUAUGAAGGAGCCCGGAGCUGCCCAAGUAAAUCCCAAAGAUCAACUUCUAGCCAAAGAAAAAGAGCUGGCCAAUAAAUCCAUUUCAGAGACUCAACCGCCCGAGGAAAAGCGCAAACCCUUCGAUCCUCGUCUAUAUCGUCCCCUGGAGGUGAUGGUCUCUGUUAUUGUGCAUGACAUUCAAGCGCACGUAAUGAAGAAUUGCAAUGAAGAUGAUCCGCCAUGUCCAGUGGUCCUAAUUGAAAGAUUCGGCUUCGAGAUGAAUAAGAAGUAUCAUGAAACCACUCUGCAAGUACUAGUUAGUCCGUCGUAUUUACUGACCUCGGAUUGCCUGCAACGGUCACAGAGGGAGCAGCAUAUUAACCAGGGUCACCUAAUGCUCUCCGCAGUCCAGGUCAGAGGUCAUGCCAUGUUCAGCAAUGAGGGCUGUGCUCUGGACGAGGACACUUUGGAAUACUCCUGGCUCGUGGAAGUGCAGUUGGGCAAACUUACCGGAAAGCUUACCCUUCCACAGCUAGUAAACGUCGUUACAGGUCUGGAGACACUUAUACUCUUGGCCAUUGAUCCGGAGAACUGUUUAAAGUCACCUAAGACAGUAAGAAACUGCCAUCACGGAGUGCCCAGCAAUUUAUGCCCUCAAACGAAGGAAGAGAAGAAAUACAAGUGUCCCUCCUCCGAGGAUAUAAAAUAUAAAAUGACUCGCGUUUCGGUGGAUGCAGUGGAUGUAUAUCUGAUAGAAAGUGGCACGGCGUUGCAUGCCUGGAUCUCUCCUAUUCGUUUGGCCAAUUGUAAUCUUCACGGCCAGCGGGUAAAGUCGGGGAUCUCUGGGUUGCUGCCCUCCAUUCUAUUGCGUUUGUUCAUGCUCCACACGACGAACUCGACAUUCAACACCAACACUACGGGCAGUAAUCGUUCAGGCAAGUUAAGACGAGCCGAUCAGGAUUCUCUAAAGUCCCAGGAUGUAGGGGGAUCCCAUUACGCUUCGCAUGGAAAGGCCGGUAAGCGAAGCUCGAACUCCUUCUCACGGCGAGAUUCUCGCGAGGAGGCAACUCGGAAGCUUAGGGGAAGUUUUUCGGAACCACAUACCAAGCGUACACCAGAAACAGAGAUAUCCGAAAAUUGGGUGGAGGUGGGCUGCACUUCGCUGGGUCCUAUUUUGUUGGAGGGAGCUUCGGCUCUACCCAUUCCGGAUCACGAACUGCAUCUCGUGCAGCACAACUUUCUGCGUGAGCACGAUGCCAAAUUUAAGCGACUGUGGUUCCUGUGGUCCAAUAAUGGAAGUGCAUUGUCCUCUGGCAGUGAGAUCUCACGUUGUGGCUGUAUCGGUGGAUGUGCCUUUUUUGGAAGCAAUCGAAAUGGACAAAAAUUCUUCAAGCCAACGGCACAGGAUGCCCAUGAUAACUACAAUAUUGCGCGAUACUUCAUCAUCAACAACAAUAAGGACUUUGGUUUCGGCGAAAGCAUUCUGCACCAGGGUCAACUUGUCUUCCACACCCCGCCCUACAGUCUUCAUUGUGUUUCCCUGUACGACACAGCCGAUUUUAAUGGCAAGGGCCGCCUGUACAGACCAGCUGGAGAUCUGCGGAAUGGAAGUCUGAAGAAGACGGAUCUCUGCUCUUUACCCGAUGGCACCAAGUUUAAGAUCGGGGCGAGUGGAACAACUGGAGUUGAGAAACCUGAGCCCAACUGCCGAAACAAGUCUCGAGAGAGCAUUGGAUCACCGAAUACGUUGGAAAGGAGGACCAAGCGGUAUCCGUGUACUAGACAAACUUCCGUGGAGGUACCCUACGCCCGCCUGCUGGAUAGUCCCUCCAAGAAGCUGCAGCUGCAGCACGAAGCGUCUGCCGGCGACGCGGGAAGUAGCCAUCGACGUGGCUCGGAUUCAAACAGGCUGCGGGUUUCACCACCUAAGACUAGCAUUUCCGACUCCAGACUGACAGGGGAUGUCCUCGAUGAUGAAACAGAGAUACCGGAUGAAAUGUCGCACUCGGCUCCUCAUUCACAUCCGCUGGAAUUUGAAAUUGCCGAUAUUGCGCUUCAUGUCCAAGGACUAGGUGAUCACCUCCCACGAGAGGUGCAGCGCACUAUAUCUUUGACAUCGGAGAACCCCUCAGAGAUGUUCUUCUCCGCCGAAGAAGAUAUAUCCAAUGUAAUGUCUCAGCGGGGAUCUAUGAAGCAGCGAAACAGUGUAAAUAGUGGAUCCGUAGUGCUGUCUGGAAAGAAGCGAUUCUCAUCGGAUCUCAGCAUUGGAGCGCAAAACGAUAAUGGAAGUCACACAUUACCCACAUAUCGCAGCGAUCUAGAAAUCCACGCUCCCGACGGCAACAAAACACUUCCAAAGCGCCCGCAGAGCACCACAGAACUGAACGAAGACGCGAGACGCAUUCACGGUCUUGCUACACCAAUACGAAAAAUAACAAAUAUCUCAUCUCGUCCUGAGUACCGACAUUUUGUUCAUGAUGCCGAUUCUCGUGGCUCAUCGUCUGGCACCCCAUCACUGUCUUCCAACUCUUUCAUAUCGGCCAUGUCUUCACAAGAGGAUGUGGCAUUGGUGAAUCUGCACCAGCAGGUCAACAGGCCAAUUAUCGACUCACCCUUGCUGAUGGCCAGCUACCUAAACCAUUUGUCGCAGGUGAAGUGCUUCAACUGGAAUGGAUGUUCCUUUCCCUUGGGUCCAGAUGUAUUCUCUACUCCACUCUUCUCGGAGAACGAAGACGGUGGAUUGACCUACAUUGGCAGCAAGAUGCUGCCCCACUUUGAUCUCUACUCCUGUUGGCGGGAGAUUAAAGUGGUUCCUCGAUACGAAAACGCCACUGGUAGCAACAGCUCGGCCACUUUUAUGGGCGGACCCAAGUCUCAUCCCUGGGACCCCAGUGUGCUCCUAAAGGAGGAGGAAUCGGACAAGACUACAAACGGUUUUGACGAUGGAGAGUUUAUGAGUCUGCAGGCGGAGGGAGGAGCGGUCUGUACCUCGGUGGUGGCCAGGCUAAAAGGUCAACUGAAUGUCUUCCUUACCCCGCUUCUGCUCGAGGGAUUACAAAGAAUGGUGGAGGCCGCCGUCCCAACAAUUCAAUCAAUGCACCUGCUCUCGGUGGUGAACUUCAUCCACACCUCCUGUAUCGCCAAGGUGAACAACGACAAUAUCCUGAAGCGGGAUCAGAGCUUGAGCUACUGGUCGCAGGUUCACUCGAACUCCAAGCGAUCCACAACUGAAAGACAUCUUCAGGGCCCCGGGGACUCGUUCCUCAGCGACGUAUAUGAGGAGAGUAUUUCCACCAAAACUCAGGGUCUGAUUGUCUUGCCGAAGGUCAGCAUCACCAUGCUGCAGUCCUCCAUUGUGGAGGAGAUUAUCUCAGUGGCAGCUUUGGAUAAUGUACAAGAUCUAAGCUGCGUGUCACUGCUCACCUUUUACAUGGAGGGCAUCUCCACGAAGUUCCACCUGGGAAAGACGACGCGUGCGUCCAUGCACAACGUCUACAUUCAGCAAACGGUCCAGUCCGGAAGCAGUAACAAAAAGGGUGGCAUCAUGAAGGGCACACGAGCUCUUUUGGCACAUCUUUCCUCGCAGACGCGCCCCGACAAUGUUCAAGGAGAGCCCAUUCUUAUUGAGACAUCGGAGAAGCAGUUGGAGGAGCUGGUGAUAACGUUGGAUAUCGGAAGAGCUCAUGCGCAACUGCGACGCCUGAAGACAGAAGGGCAGUCCUGCACCCAGGACUCGCCCAUCAUUGUCACUGCCAUUCCAGAACACAAGAGCAAAGUGCUGUUUGAAUGCCUGAAAAUGCCGGAAAGCACGGGCAUCGAAAGCAUUGGCUACAUUAUGUUCGAGUGUGGCUUGGAGGGCGUGGGUGUGAAGAUAGUUAAGCGAUCGCACUUUGAAAAGUCCGAAAACAGCAAAGAGGAGUUGGCUGAAAUGGCGGGAGCUGGUGCGGGAACCGGAACCUCCGCGGGGGGUUUCAAUCUUAAUGAUUUGGUGGGCCAAGGAGACGGAGCCACAGGUUCUGGAGAUGGAGGAGCCACUUCGAAAGCUGAAGCCGCAUGGAGGUUGAUAACAAAAAAACCGCCUACACCCAAAACUCCGAAGGAGAAGUUUCAACCUGCUACAGACAGCAGCAUUGCGGCAGAAACCUCUGGGACUGAAAAGGGAAAAUCCACACCCAAACCUCCAGAUGAAGACGUGGAAAAAGGAACCAACACAUCAAAUGCUGUGCCAGGAGCCCAAAAUCCAACUGCAGGGUCAGGAACCAACCCCAAGGAUAACUACGACAAGGUUCUGUCAAAUGUCAAGGAAACGGAUAAGACUUCCUCGUGUGUGAUUGAACUAAAAGCGGUUUGGUUCAACUUCGCCGCACCACCUUGCGUGCCUAUUACCCGAAAGAUUGAUCUGACUCGACUGGACUGGAAUCUCUUGAGCACGGCCUCUCCGGCCAUCACCGCAUGGAUGAACCCCAGUAAUCGACUGGCCAUGAAAAUAGUAUCCUUGAUGAAGGCUCUUCACACGAGACAAACGGCAGUGGCUGCUUGUCUUAUGGCGGAGGCCAUGGACAACGAGAAGAUCCAGAGAAACCCCAAGAUCAAGAAGGUAACAAAAGAGAGUCGGUACGCCAAUAACUACACGUUGCUGUCUAAGACGCUGCAGGAGGAUCCCAGUUGCCAGCUCUGCUACAUCAUGCAGAAGUUGGUUCUCGAUGAGGGCGUUCAGAGGAUAGAGACGAUAUUCAAGCAACACGAUGUUCCACAUCUGAACACUCUCAGACAGGGCAUUAUUGUGCUGAGCCGGCAGUGGAAGAAUACUCUUUACAAUCCGAUUCUGUUUGAGCAUCAGUACAAGAACAAGCUGGCGCGACCCAUUAACGUGACCUUUUCGUUCCCGCAAAACGAGGAGGAUGCGGAGAAUGAUGAGUGCGAAGGUGAUGUUGAAAUGGGCGCCUUUGCCGGCGUCGGCGAGAAUCCGGAAGAGAGUGAGAAUGCAUUAUUACUUGGGCAAACACAGCAUCAUCGAACUCACAUUGGUGUUCCUUAUGGCCAUGAUGGUGCAAACCAUGGAACCGCUUCCCAGCGAUCUACUUCCACUUCGCCGAAUAUACACCAUCCUCGGCGUGGCUUAAACAAAGUGCACAGCAAAGCCUCGAACUAUUCACAAGGCAAUUCAUCUCGUUCCAGCAUUCAGAUGCUGCCCAUUAUUUCCGGGCUGGUGGAGAAGCAGGUUCCGGAAUUCGAAUACGGUGCCUUGCAAGAGGGAUCCUUCAGUUCCACAAACUCGGUAAAUAAAUUCUGGCUGGGCGCCGAAAACCACAAGGAGGAUUUGUACUUCUGGAUGGCCAAACAGCAGGAUAACAAAAAGAAGCACUUCACAGAAAAGGAAAACGCUCGCCCGGCUCCUCUGAAAAUGACUGAACAUCCAGGACAAUCUCGUAGUGGCAUAAUGCAGGAUUCCAUUAAGCUUCUGGAUGCCCACCUAAUCUUUGAACCACUUCUAACCUGCUUGGGGGUUAUGCCACAACAAAUGAUCAACAAGUUUUCCAACGCGGACAUUUCUUCGUUGGAGAACUUUGGCACCAAUCUGUCCCUGAUUGGCACGUUUGAUUCUAUUCGGGUGGACAUUGUGGUCAGCGAGGCGGGUGACAAAAAGAACUCGGCCCAAAAGCCAGCUAAACUGAACAAAAAAUCAAACGGUGGCAGGGCAUCCAUAAUGAUGGACACUCCCUUGUUCUUAUGCGAGCGAGUGGGUGUGGAAUUGGAAGUCUUAAAAAUGUCUGAUGGCAUGGUGGAUCAGGCGCGCCAGAAUGUCAUCUAUAUGUCGCGUCGCCAGCUUAAGAAACACACCAGCACAGUGAUUAAUUUCAGUCUCAAUGUUAGGUUUAUCUCGCAGCAGGUAAAUAUGCCGCUGCUGAGGCUGCUGCAUCAGAUCUGCAAUAUGUAUCAAAACGUUAAGGAUGCCCAGAACGAGUUUCACGAUCAGCCUGAGCUAAGCAAAAAGAGCCAAACCAAAGACGAGUGCAGUUUGGCAUCAGAGCCCACAGACAUCGUGCCAUUUAACUCGAUGUCCGAACGCUUUAGCCAUGGCGAAAACUACUCAGAUGAACGCUACGACAAAUUCAACGAAACGAUGCCCACAAUGUUGGCAAGACCGCGUCCAGGAGGUUUGGCUCCCAUUAUUCAACUAACACCUUCUCCAAAUGCCAAAAACAGGCCCCAAAGUUUCGCCCAAAAACUUCGAUCCACCGGGAAAUCCGUGAAGGGCAAGCUAGGAUACACGAAUUUGAAUGAGUCUAGUUCAUCGCCACUAAGGGAUAGUCCAACAAUGUCGCUCCACGAACAAAAUAUCCUCAAAAUGUCCACCGAGUCGAAAGCAUCGCUAAAUGGUGCUUGUGCCACCAGUGUUAGUGGGGAUUACCAGAACACGCUGACCAAAGCUGGAAUGCCGACGAUGGCACCGAUGUUAGGGACGCCCAACUGCUGGAAGACAAUCUACCACCUAUUGGAGUUGUAUGGUACCAUGCCGGAGACCAAGACUGUGGUCCAAAGGAGCUCGUUGAACGAACACAAAAGCAAGUCGGCGGGCUUUGCUCACGACGAGGAUGACUUGGUCAGUGCACCAACACCCUUACCCCAACAUAGGGAGAUGUUGCUGGUAGAUGCUCCAUCCCAGGAACGAACACGCCUAAUAGUUUUCGGUGUGGCCAAGAUUCACAAAACUCGCCUGCUGGCCACGCUUUCUGGCCUCAAGCUGGAAUCGGAGAUCACCACCCUUAACAGCACAGCCACUUGGAGGAAAAAGGCUCGUCCUGUGUCCUUGGAAUGCUCUCUUACUGGCCAAGUGGGACGAGCCAUGAUUGUGCUGCUCGAAGGGGUGGCUCCCAGUCAACAAACCGUUGUAAAGGUAACCGUGGGCAAAAGCCAGACACUUUACUCGAGCCUUUCAAAACGGGGAAAGGAUAAAAACAGUGGCCUGCUGUCGAUUGGAGCUGUUAACAUAGACAUACCGCAACAUCCGGUGGCCCUGCAUGGAAUGAUGACUCGAAGUUCUAAGCAGUUGUCGUCCACUCUACAGGAGCUACGUGUUAAGCGUAACUCAGGUCGGUCCACGGUGCGUUCGCAUACUGCCGAGGAGCCGGAGUCUCCGUUCCAUGCCCGCAAUUCUGGGGGAGCCAGCAGUGGAACUGGAGUGGCCAGCGAAAUGCGGGAGCGCACUGUUUCCGGCGGAGCUGGUGCCCAACAGCAGCCACAGCAGGCGGCUCGUCGGGCAGCACACAUGGCGCAAUCCAAAACGGGCACAGCACAGCACCAGAACGGAUUGCUUCAGCCCCUGGUCAUGCAGUUCAACGUGCUGUUGCAGAGUCUGUCCAUCAAUGCCGCGCUACUUCCUUCGCUGCAGGCUCAGUAUCGCAUGAAUCAUGUUAGUUCCAUGGGAGUAACUGGGCAGAGAGCAAAGUUCGUUAUCGAUCUUCCCACGCACACGCUCAGCUUUAACACCAAAAUUCAGAACGAGAUGAACCUGCCAUCGGAAGCUUGUAUUGGCCUGCCACCUGUUCAUGUUUUGGCGGAAUACAUUCCAGACCACCGCCAGGAUCACACGGAAAAUGUCGAGGGCAUUGUGCUGCGCCAAGGUGGCUAUGUGAACGCCAGUGCUGAGAUCGGCGAGUUCGAGCGCUGCCUGACCACAGAUCUGCUAAACCAUCUGGUCUUUGUGCAGAAGGUGUUUAUGCGUGAAAUCAACGAAGUGCUCCAGAAGGUGUACGGAGGUGAGAAACCUGUGCCACUGUGGACGGAGGAGAGCGGCGAUAAUUCGGGAGCAGUGCAGGAGUCCUCGCUUAAGCGCAUCCUCUUCUCAAUCAAUAUUUCCAUGAAACGCAUCCAAUUGACGGCCACUACGCCCUGCUCUUCUGCGGUUCGAUUUGAAACCGGAAUUCUGGAGUUGCAGCUGUCCAACCGCGUGAAGAACCUGGGGGAUAUGAGCAAUCGCAAGCUCUUCUUUAAGGCCCACAUAGAUUUUAAUUUGUCCCUGGGUCAGAUUAUCCGUAACGUGAUUUUCGACGAGGCCGAGCCGGAGUUCCAGCAGUACGCCUUCUUCCACACAACAAUCAACUUAAGGAAUGCCUUCCAAGAUGAACUGCUCAACGAGGACAAGGAGUUGAUUCUGCUCACCCUCAAGAGACCGCUGGUCUACGUUCAGCCAAUUGCCGUGGACAAGGCGAUCCUCGUGUGGCUGAACUACAAGAAUGCGUACGAGUACUGGGCGGAGAAGCGCGCGAACCUCUGCCACGAGCACGCUCAGCACAGCCUCCUUGGUCAGUACUCUGGACAGCAUCAGAACCAGAAUCUGCAAAAUCCACAAGUGUUCGAUCGCGUGGCUUUUGGCCAGAUUGCAGGCUCAAAUUUGUCUACGCUCUUUCUGCAACUUACCGUGGAGGACAUGGGCAUUUGCUUGCCCCUGAAACAAGUCAAUACUACGACAUUUGGAUCCCGGUCAUAUCAGGACUUUGAUGCCAAAGGUGCAGUGGUGAUCACGCUAGAAAACACAAUAAUCUCGGCCUGCAACUCGGGGGCUUUGGUUUCUAAAGGAAAGUUCCAAGGACUGUGCCUGCGUUUUGCCGAUGAUUUUGAAACCAAUCUGGAUGACUGGAAACCCAACAGUGCAGAGCCCAUUAUGAACGUUUGCGUUGUGUCUGAGGGAACCUUCGAGGUGUGUUCCCGCACUACAGCAGCUAAGAAGGGCGAGAACGCCAAGUGGCUGCUGAACGUGAAGUGGCAAAUGGAGGGCGUGGAUAUUCACCUGGAUGUGAAUAUUGGAAAGCAGCUAAGUUCUCUUGGCCACACUCUUACCAUGCUCACGGGCUUUGAAGAGGAUGAGACCCAAAUGGAAUCACCCGACAGCGAUGAAGGAGAUCAGAGCUGCAGAGAUACGUUUGUGCGGCGGAGAGGAGACUUCGACAACUUGCCAGCGUUUGUUUUUGAUCCCACAAUCGAUUCCAAGAAGCGUUCGUUUAUGAUGGAGAAGGAGAUGGCCGAACAGCUAAAGAUCAUCAAUGAUUUGCGCACUUUGGGAGCAUCACAUAAUACAGUCGCCCACGAGGAGAGGCGACUCCAAGAGCUACAAGCCAUCUGUUACAAGUAUUUCCGUAGAGAUAUGAUCCAAAAGUGGAAAAGGCCUUCGUUAAGAAGGUCACUGAAGACCUAUGGUCGCUCAUAUUCGUACAUUGGAUCUGGAUCUUCAGUGACUGGAGUUGGUGUUCCCCAAACAAUGGACAAUGGUAGCUAUACUGGCAGAAGACUGGAUACAAUUGCCUCCAAUGAUGAGAUAUCUAGUUUGCAAAGCACACCGGCCUCUUGUCAUUCCCGUAGUGCUUCCUUAAAACAUACGGCAGGCGGAGGAGUAAUUGGAGGGGGAGUUAAUGCUCUUGGACGAGUCACAUUCACGGAAGCUAUGCGGCAGACUUCACUACCCAAUGCCGACACGGAUACAGAGACAGCUGACAAUGAGCUUGAUUGGCGAGGUGAUAUCACGCCUAGUGAGAUUGAUGUUGAUGGCACCUCCGUGGAAAUGCGACGCAAGCAUGGACAUGGUCAGAAGCAGCCGGAACCCAACAUCGACUUCGAACUGGACAUUAAGGUACUGGUGAACUCUGGAAAAUGCGUGCUCCACACGAAGGAUACUGGAGAGGAGCGAGGCUACGCUGGUGGAUCGGGAGCAGCUUCAAGUGGUGUGCCAGCCUCAAGUGUAAAAUCCCACAAGCGCGAGAGAAGCAUAGGCAACGACUGGGGCAGUCCAACUCCCUCGAGAAGGCAGAGGGACAAGAGCAAGCUGCGAUACAAUGCCAACGCAUUGCUAGCCGAUCUUACCAUUUUCCAUAUCCCAGGUUUGGAUGUGAAACUUCACUAUCAGUCAAAAACACUGGCCGAGCAACUAACUGGAGAUCAGUUGCCAACUGGACGACGAAUGGGCAGCAAACGAGCAACUUUGUGUGCGUGGAUGACUUUACAAAGUAUUCCAGAGGAAACUAUCAUAUCUCCCCAUAUUUUGGAAUUCCUAGAGCAGACUCUAGAGCCCAUUCCUGCUCGUCAAUCCAGCAGUGUUCCGCCGACUCCCUCCCACAAUACAGGUGUUAAUCUGGACAUACUGCCUGCCAACUAUGUGACUUAUGCUUCAUUUCCGGUGGAUGUUAUAGUUUACUUUCAUAUGCAACCAUCUACCUUUAGAUUUAGUUGUCUGCCAGUUUCUAGAGUGGAAUGUAUGCUUCAGCUACCUAGUUUGGAUAUUGUAUUCAGUUCAAAAAGGAGCAGCGACGAGGAAAACUCAGCACAGCCAGGGGUUCAUACCCAACCAGAUCAGCAGCUUCCCACUGGUGGACUAAGUGUCACAGGCUGCCUUGCCGACUUCAAUGUGUUCAUAUUCCAUCCGUAUGGUGGCAAAAAGACUUCUAAGGAAACACAGUUUUCGCCUCUGAGCGACAGUGAAAGGAAGGAUUCGUUGAGUAUCAACGUGGAGUUCGUUAAGUUCCACAUCACGCGUUGCAGAAAGGUGUACAUCGAACCUUUGCCCAGUUCUAAGAGAUCUCUUGAUCAAUCUCGAGCCGUGAUACGGUUCUCUACCAUUGUGGAUAUUGGUAGUGCCAGUUUUAAAUACGACAUGAGGAGACUGACUGAGAUCCUAGCCUUCCCCAAGGCUUGGUAUCGCAGGAGGAUUGUGAGAAGGCUUUUCCUGGGUGAUCUUAGUGUGCAACAGCAACAGCAGCAACAGGGAAAUGGCGCAGAAACACCAACUGGCUGCUCACCUGCUACUCCAACGCCCAGUGAAGACGCCUCUAGGGCUAAGGAUAAAAUGCGCCUUGACUUUGAUGGACAAACGUCGCAACAACAGCACUUGGGCCACUUCGGAGCUGUAAGACAUUUAAAAAAUCUGGGCAAGUCCUCCAGCGCUGAGUCCUCAGGAACGCCUCCCUCUGAAAAGAACCAAAUCACUGCCUGGGAAACUUUGGUAAUCUUUGCAGUUAAUUUUACUAAACUGAAUGUGCAAAUGAACAUUGGUAAUGUGUGUGGCAAUGUGGUCUGGCUCACAAAAGACUUUCAAUCGGAUGGACGUCUUUCCAUCGGAAGCACUGGCUACAAAAACAUGUAUGCUGGGAUAUAUCUGGGGGGAUCUGCCCUAGAUGCCAAAGGUGGUAUAGUGGGUGGUAGUUUCGAGGUGAACAAGAUCAACAAACGAUUUCACAUCAAGGAGGAGGCGGGCAUGGAGCCUUACCAUACCAUGGGACUGAGUUUUAUGGCCCUGGAACUGAGACUAGAUUACAUGGGAACAUCAGUGUUGAUGACCCGAAUUAGCAGCUUCUCAGCUGCCAUGAAAGAUGAGUGGCGAACUGCUUCCCAAGCGGCUGCAACUCCAGCACAUGGCAAGGACCAACCCAGAGCCUUGAUCUUUAUUCACGGCGAUCUUACCUGGGACCAAUUGCAGAUCAUGAUCAGCAAGUCAACUACGGCAGAUCUAUUGAAGAUGUACUUUAAAUUGGAGGAGUUCUUCACACAGCAGUUCAAAUCCUCCAAGAGGGUGUUCUCCAAUCUGGAACCUCGCUUGCAGGAUCGCACUGCCAGCAUCAAGAGACGUCAGCAGCUUAAGAAAAAGCCUGCAAAUGGAGAGCUUGUUGCUCCGCCUCAGAUUCAGGGUUUGAUUGGCGAAAAUACAGACGCACGUCAUCACCGCCAUUGGCAGAAGCCAUUGGCACAGGCGGUAGGUCUGGUUGUGCCCUCACUAGUGACCCGUUUGCCACGUCACGGUAAUGUUUUGGGUGGCACCGUCGAACUUCGGGGACAGAAUAUCUCCCUGGCUUGCUUCCACGGAAUUAACUUCAAGUCUAAGUCGUGGGCCCUGUUCAGUUUGAGAUCCCCAUCCAUUAACUUUGCAACUGAGGCGCGGCAAAGCGAGGACGAAGUGCUGGUCACCCAGACACUGACCUCUUCUUUGGGACAGACAACGGAGGUGCAGCAGCAGCAAAACCACUCUAUGGCGAUCGUGAGUCGUAUCUCCAGAAACAUCAUUUUCCCGCCUCAGUUCAAGACGCUUAAUGAGUGGUUCCAUUACGCUUUUGCAAACAGCGAGAUUGAUGCUGUGGAUCGCUUCCCCAUGCUGGAAUGCGAGCGGGAGAUCGCCUCCAAUUCUAUAGAGCGAACACGGGCUUCUGGUAGCAGCAGCGCUGCCAAGGCACAGGAGCACAACCACAACCGCGAGGUCAUCUUCGCCCUGCCCAGCCUGCAACUGCAUUUCAAGACUGAGCACAAACAGGGACCAACCACACCAGAGCCAAGUGAAAAUAAGCCAGAAGUUUUGUGCAGCUUCAUCACUGAAUUCGAUGACCACAUUUUUGUGACCGUCGACGCGGACGCCUUCUUCUUCCUGCACGAUCUUAUCACAUCCUAUGUGACUGAAAAGGAGAAGGUGAUCGGGGCUCAGUCGGCGAGGGCAGCGUCGCCCAAUCUCUCGCAGAAGGCUAACCUGAAGCCAUAUCUGACUGACGAGAUACUCAAAGAGAAAAAGGGUGCCUCAAACACGAACCUGACUGCUCAGGGCAAGCAAACUAGCGGUAGCAAGAGCAGUUUGGACCCGCUGCAAGGAAGCCACACGAGCCUAGCGAACGCUGCUGCCAACAUGUCAGGGGCAGCGUCAACGAACACGUCGACAACCACAACAGCCACAACCUUAUCACCUGGAGCGGCAGCUGGUGGACCAUCGACAAGCGCAAACGACUGCACUGAUGGCAAGCAGCAGCAACAGGAGGGUUCCACGCCGACCUUUGAUCUCGAAUCGUUUGUGCGUGACUGGCGGCACUUUGAGUGCCAGACGUGGCACUUGGAACCGACAGUUCGCCUACUCUCCUGGGCGGGAAAGUCCAUUGAGCCAUAUGGCGUUGAUUACAUCCUAAACAAACUGGGCUUCAGCCAUGCACGCACCACCAUACCAAAGUGGCUGCAACGCGGAUUUAUGGAUCCGCUGGACAAGGUGCAGGCCCUGCUGAUGCUGCAACUGCUGUUGAUGGUGCGCGAGAACAAAGUGGAGCGUGAUGGUGGGGCAAGUGGAAGUGGCAAGCAGCAACAGCAGAACCAUCGACCCCCAACGAAUUAGCCAUGGCAGAGUAACAUCUAUGACAGUUGACAAUUACCCAAAGUCCUUCGAUUUAGUCUAAGUAGCGAUGUAUAGAUUUUUCACAUGUGUAAACUUUUUAUUAUUUAUUACCCUGGUCGACCUAGCAUGCUUUAAGAUUGAAACUGGUGGUAUUAUGUGGCCAGUAAGGCAGCUUCAUAUAUAAUGUAAAUGGUUUGCUCUCGUUCCCCUUCUUUUUAAGCGUAUCUGUAUACCCUUUCUAUAGGUGUAAUGUCAAGUGCUUCGUGUAAUUUGCUCAAUUUUUGCGCUUUGUAACUAUCAUUACAUGGUUUUGUUAUUUUAGAAAUUACUAGCAACAAUGAGCAAAGCAAUUGUGUUUAAGCUAUAAGUAGAUCUAAAUCAAUAUACAUACUUAUAUUAUAUUACAAAAAAAAUGUGUAAGUGUAUCCAUAAGUAUAUUGAAUAAAAUUUCGGAAAUGCCUACCAAAAAAAAA
This is a messenger RNA of Drosophila yakuba, 16156 nucleotides long. RefSeq names its product transmembrane protein KIAA1109 homolog (gene tweek). The record is from RefSeq and is a predicted model, not a curated record. The transcript has 24 exons. NCBI's taxonomy places the organism in Eukaryota, Metazoa, Arthropoda, Insecta, Diptera, Drosophilidae. Bases 237 to 15683 code for a protein of 5148 amino acids. Gene Ontology annotation, biological process: synaptic vesicle endocytosis.